AUGCUGACGGAGAAGAACAAGGAAGACCGCAUGAAGUUUGCACUGAGCUUUCUCUCGCCUUGGUCACAAGGAAACCAUGUCUUCAAAAACAUGUACGAUUUCGUUCAUGUCGAUGAAAAAUGGUUCUUUAUGACCAAGCGAAGCACAAGAAUCACAUCACGGAGGUUAUGUUCCUUGCGGCUGUUGCAAGACCUCGCUACGAUUACAAGUCAAGGCGUUAUUUCGACUUAA
Messenger RNA from Aphanomyces invadans, 231 nucleotides. RefSeq lists its product as hypothetical. Gene Ontology annotation, molecular function: nucleic acid binding. The record is from RefSeq and is a predicted model, not a curated record. Lineage: Eukaryota; Oomycota; Saprolegniomycetes; Saprolegniales; Verrucalvaceae. Bases 1 to 231 code for a protein of 76 amino acids. The transcript is spliced from 2 exons.